Messenger RNA from Mercurialis annua (annual mercury), 2592 nucleotides. Its product is annotated as cytochrome P450 71A20-like. Bases 100 to 1830 code for a protein of 576 amino acids. The transcript is spliced from 7 exons. Lineage: Eukaryota; Viridiplantae; Streptophyta; Magnoliopsida; Malpighiales; Euphorbiaceae. Gene Ontology annotation, molecular function: heme binding; monooxygenase activity; iron ion binding. The record is from RefSeq and is a predicted model, not a curated record.
AUAAAAAAACAUCAUCAACAACAAAACCAAACAAUACUAUUCCACCACCCACAAAAACUCCUCAAAAGUCAAUAUUUCCGAAGAAAAAAAAAAUCAAAAAUGGAAAAAAUAAGUUCCUCAUCGUCGUGUAAUCUAAUCUCAUAUCUAAUAUCAUCGUCGCGAUUGAGCUACAAUUUUACUACUAGUAGUAGUAAUUGUAGUUCAACUGAAGACGCUAGAAUGUUGUUGCUAAAAGAUUACGCGACGCGUGAGUUCAAUGCGUUUCUGUGGAUUUCACUUAUUACUGUAACUGCUCUCUUGCUCGAAAAACUUUAUAAAUUGCUUAGAUUAUGGACUAAAGCUAGAGCUAUUCCUGGUCCUCCUUGCUCUUCAAUUUUUGGCCACAGUAAUUUCGGUUGUCGCGAAAAAUUCAUCGAAUUGUUGUCGGAGCUACACGAUAAUUAUGGAUCUGUAUUGAAGUUAUGGUUAGGGCCUACUCAGCUUCUUGUAUCUAUAAAAGAUCCGGAGCUUAUCAGAGAUGUGCUUUUAAAGGCUGAGGAUAAAUUGCCUUUUACUGGAAAGGCUUUUCGUUUAGCAUUUGGUCGAUCAAAUCUCUUCUUUUGCUCGUAUGACCAGGCGCAAAAAAGAAGAGAAUCGUUGGCGUUACAAUUGAAUGAAAAAUUGCUUCCAAGAGCAAGUGUAAUUCCUGAUCAUGUUAUACAUCGUAUCACAGAAAGAAUAGAUGAGAGUAUGCGCAAAGGACAUGUUGAUUGUAAAUUAAUUUCUCAACAUAUGGCUUUUACUCUUAUGGGAACUACACUUUUUGGAGAUGCAUUUUUGGCAUGGUCAAAAGCAGCAUCUUAUGAAGAUCUUCUCAUGACUAUUGCUAAAGAUGCUACCUUUUGGGCCUCAUAUAGAAUUACUCCUGUGUGGGAACGAGAAUUUUGGAGGUACCAGUCUUUGUGCUCAAACUUGAAGUUCUUAACUCAAGACAUUGUUCAACUGUGCAGAAAAAAUUGUAAACUAUUUCACCAUGUGGAUCAAAAUUUUAAUGAUGAAAUUGUGAAAUGUGGAAUGAAAGCAGCAUCUGGAAUACCUCCUUUCGGUGUUGUGAUGCAAGAUAACCUUUUCCCAAGGGAGAUUGAUGGUCAUUAUAAUUCAAGAGAAGAGCCGUGUGGAAAUAUUAUGGGCAUGAUGUUUCAUGGAUGCAUAGCAACAGCAGGUUUGCUGGGCAAUAUCUUGGAGAGGCUUGUUGCAUAUCCAGAGUUACAGGAUAAGAUAUACUCGGAGAUUAUAGGGGUAAGGCAAAGAUUAGCAAAAGAUGUUCAAAAUGUUGAUCAGAUGCCCCAGUUAGUGGCAACUAUUUAUGAAUCAGCCCGACUUCUACCUACUGGACCUUUGUUACAGAGAUGCUCCUUGAAAGAUGAUUUGAUUCUAAAAAAUGGUGUAACUAUACCAGCUGGAGCAGUACUUGUUGUACCUGUGCAUUUGCUGCAGAUGGAUGAUGCUAGUUGGGGCAGUGAUGCUGGCAAAUUUAACCCGUAUCGCUUUUUGUCAAAAGCCGGAAAGGAUACUGAUUCAAUGCAGGAUGUGUCUAUUACAGAGGUUGCAGAAGAUGCUGUUGACUCAACUCGGAGCUCACUUGUUUUGAAUGAUCCAAACGAAAAUGCUGCAUUUCUUCCCUUUGGUUCUGGUAUACGUGCAUGUGUGGCUCAGAAAUUUACAAUCCAAGGAGUUGCCACUUUACUUGCUUCUGUGCUCGAACGCUAUGAGAUAAGGCAUCAAGUAAAGUCGGAAAAUGAUCCACUAUCAGCUAGUCGAGAGAUAGUAUUUGUGAAGAGAAGCGGUUGACAGAACACACAUUUAUGAAUAUUAUGAUGUUUUUUUUUCUUUCCCAUUCUCUUUACUUCAAAAUCGAUGGGAAGCGUUUUUCUUUUUUUGCUCAAUAGCUGCGAAAGUGAGGGAGGAUACUGCAUGAGUUUCUAUUUAAUGAUUCAUGCGUCUUCUUGCAAGUUUUUAGAAUGGUUCAAAGUUGCUGCGUCGAGUACCAUCCAUAAUUGGUUUGGUUUUGAAGCAAUUAUGAGCCUCUCUACAUUUGCUGUUGAGCUCGUUUUUUUCUUUUUCUUUUUUUCGCUGUUCGGUUUUGUCUUUUUAAUUUUUUUUUUCCUCCCCAAAAGGGGAGUUAUGUUGUAUUAUGUAAUAUGCUUACACAAUAAAGUUUUUUACAAGGUCAUGUUGGGAUGGAUUGCAUAAUGUUGCCAAUUGUACUGCAGUUUGAAGGAAAAGUUUUUAUUUUCUAUAGUUUUCUUGAUUAUUCUGCAGUAUUUUUUUUGUCGAUAAUUGUUUAAGUAGAUCAGGCGUCUUGAUCGGAGUGUAAAUAGUCUUGUUGUUAAUGUUGGUUGUGAUAUGACUUUCAUAGGUUGUAUUUGAAUCUUCUUAAUGAAUUUCUAUCGUUUGGAAAAAAAAAAAAAAAAAAAAAAAGUAUUUGGAAAAGUUAUCUGGGAAAAUUGUUUACAAAUGUGUAACGAAUGUAAAAUUGUAAGUAUGAAUUCCUAAAGAUCAAAUUGGUAAAACGUGUAGGGAAAUGCUUGGAGUGCCGAAAUUUGCAUUUUA